AAGGACUCAUCUCACUUGACUUCAAUUUGCAGUAGACUGAAGGACAGCUACUAAUCAGGCACGAAAUGUUUACAAAGAGCAAGACAUUUAUUUAAUUGUAUUUAGAAGUUUUAACUCACUAGGAUAUCUUUUACAAGAGGGUCUCGUGGUGCAGCAACAGGCACACACUGCAAUGUGAAGAACAUCAGGUGCAGGUAAACUGGACUUUACAGAUACCCACUCAGACAUGUCUUAUGUCUUUAUCAACGAUUCGUGCCAGACAAACGUCCCGCUGCUGCAAGCCUGUAUCGACGGGGACCUGAACUACUCAAAGCGCCUCCUCGAAAGCGGCUUUGAUCCUAACAUCCGGGAUAACCGCGGCCGUACAGGGCUGCACCUGGCCGCCGCCCGGGGCAAUGUGGAGAUCUGCAGGCUUCUGCACAAGUUCGGGGCUGAUCUGCUUGCCACCGAUUACCAGGGCAACACAGCUCUCCACCUCUGUGGCCAUGUGGAUACCAUCCAGUUUCUGGUUACCAAUGGACUCAAAAUUGACAUCUGCAAUCACAAUGGUGCCACCCCCCUGGUGCUGGCGAAGCGCAGGGGAGUGAAUAAGGAUGCAAUCCGCUUACUGGAGGGCCUGGAAGAGCAGGAGGUGAAGGGGUUCAACAGAGGAACCCACUCCAAACUGGAGACCAUGCAGACUGCAGAGAAUGAAAGAUACCUAGAGACCCUCAUAUCCAAUUCUGAUGAAACUUGUGCGAUGGAGAGCCACUCCCUGCUCAACCCCAACCUGCAGCACAGUGAAGGCGUUCUCUCCAGCUUCCGCACCACCUGGCAGGAGUUUGUGGAAGACCUGGGCUUCUGGAGAGUGCUGCUGCUCAUCGUGGUCAUCGCCCUCCUGUCCCUCGGCAUCGCCUACUACGUCAGUGGGGUGCUUCCCUUCGUGGAGAACCAGCCCGAAUUAGUGCAUUAGGGGUUGCUUGAAAGGACCAGCUUCUCACCAUUACAACAGCAUUCUUUCAUGUACUUUCUUUGCAGCAGGUAUUAGGAGCCAAUGUGUUGAGCUCACAUUCAGUCUAGGACUCUGACAUGAUGUAUAACUCACAUGGGUUACAAACACUGCAUAACGAUCACCUCUUAUAUAACUCACACCUCUUAUAGGCUACCCUACACCACUGUGUACUAUGUAGUAUGUUAUAACCAGCGCACAUGUAUAAAACAUGCAGGAAAUCCUCCUAAAAUGUGUAAGUGUGUGUAAAACUCUGAGAAAUACGGUAUGUGGGGUCCUAAUAUCUGCUUCACAGGAGGUUAAUGUAUAGUGAGUGCGGUGACAUUUUACUGCACACAGUCAGAGCAAAUUAACAAGUCUUUAAUAAUAUGCAACUUCUUGUGAGAAUGUUGAUCUAAUAAGGUUAGAACAUUAUUUAAAAGGCUUGGUUAUUAACCCUCAAAAGUAAUCAAGGCAUAUAAAAAAAAUCCUAUCUGUCAUUAGCUUAACUUUCUUACAUGUCCGUUCCUAUUAUACUGUUGAGCUUUGAUUUUCUAGACUAGCUUUGAGUCAUGGGAAGCCCAUUUAUCCUCUCCCCAUUAACAACCCACUUUUUGAUACCCACAUAUUGUCUUGAAGCCAGUAUAGAACUGGUGUAAGGCUCGGGUAGGACCCUGUUACCUGUAACACAGGAAGGAAGUGGAAUUGUAGUGUUGUGGUUGGAAGAAUGAGCUACACUUUAGUAAAAGAGAAGAGAGCAGAAGAGCCUUGGUUCUCUCACAAACUUCCAUGUCAGAAGUGUGAGCCUGACAGUGACCAGGGAUCAGUUCACUGGCCAGAAGCCAAGCUUUUUUAUCGAGGUUUCAGAACCACAAACAAAAAAACCCUUUUCCAUUGCACUUCACCAACAAAACAAUAAUGGCUGGCAGUCAACGUGUUAAAGAUAGAUGGCGUAAUUUUUGUUCAGCAUUGUUAUAGUUUGUGCACGUUUCAGUUAAGCAGUAUGGUAGUGAUACAGCCUGAUCAUUGCAUUCUCAUUUCUGGUAGAUCGUGCAAGCCAAAUGAGGCCUGUCAUUUAUUAGGUAGUGUCUAUAAUCACGAAUUUCAGAUAAAUACCUCUUAAUCCGAUCAGUCCUGAAAUAGGGAUUGGUAGAAUUGGAAAUCACAUUAAUUGCUACUGUUCCAACCAUUCAAUGGUCCUAGUAAAACACCUGGAAUGGCUCAAAUUGCUACAGUUGUCUAAAGACUAGCAUACACAAUAAUUUGUCUUUGUAGCUUACUGCAGUGUAAGGUAGUGUUUUACACUUGUACAUAGACAGUAUUACACUAUAUUACACAUUUGUGUACAUUCCCCACUGUAGCAGUUAUUAUAAAACCUAGCACUUCAGGUAGUGCUGUCCAGCUAGUAAUAUAAAUGGUGUCUAAUCUGAUUGUUUCAUGCAUACUACAUGCAGUAUUAAAAUGGGUUAAAUGGAUCAUAACCAAGGGUUUAAAACACAAUAUAACAACAUUCUCAUAAGACCCUUAUUGUUUUGCUAUGAAUAUUUUUGUUUCCCAUACUUUAUUUUUGAAGCAAAUUUUUCUUGUCAUAGUUGAUUUUUUUGUUUUCAUUUCCUGGGUUACAUAUAAUAAGACCCCACUUGAGCUUUACAGCUGUGUACUAUAGGACACAUAGGAAACGUUGCAGCCAGGUGGAAUCUUAUUACACGUAACACAGGAAGUGAAUGGGGAGUGGAAACACAGGACAUCUACCAACAGUAAUGUGUUGUAUGAAGAAAAGUUGUGAAAACAAUCAAAUCAACAGUGAACCCAUACUCUUAACUCUUGUGAAUGUUGUUUAAUACAAUUGAGUUGUGUUUUAAAGCUAUGGUUAACCCAAAAGGUAAUAUAUACUAUUUAAUUAUGUUUGCAUUUUUGUAAAUAACCCAAAACACACUGUGAUUGUUUCAAAUGUAGUUUUGAUUUAGUGUUGCUAGUUGAGUGAGACUUCUGCUCAGAAGAAUUUACAAACUGUAAGUACAGUAAAUGGUCAUUUUAUUUCAGAUCGUUUUGGAAAUCUUUUAUGAAUUUGCAUAUGAUUUUAAAAAAUAUCAGGGCAAUACCAAGUUAAUUUUUUUUUGUACUUGAUCAGAUUCCCCAAGUAAAAAAAAAAAAAAAUUCAAUGCUGUCUACUUAACUUGAUAUAGUUGUCGGUGAUUCAUUUUCACUAUGUAUAUAUUUUCAUUAAGCUAAGCACUUUUACUUUUUUGUAUUAUAAAAGAAAAGCAUGCAUAAGCUCA
Molecule: messenger RNA, 3246 nt
Organism: Acipenser ruthenus (sterlet)
Lineage: Eukaryota; Metazoa; Chordata; Actinopteri; Acipenseriformes; Acipenseridae
Product: ankyrin repeat domain-containing protein 46
Exons: 5
Coding region: 227-952 (241 amino acids)
Molecular function (GO): protein binding
Source: RefSeq, a predicted model, not a curated record